CAGCAGCAGCAGCCGCCCCACGGCCCCCGGAGGGACCCCCGCCGCCGCCCCGCGCCCCCAGAUGUACAAGCAAUCCAAGGCCCAGCGGGCCCGGACCAUGGCCCUCUACAACCCCAUCCCCGUCAAGCAGAACUGCUUCACCGUCAACCGCUCCCUCUUCGUCUUCAGCGAGGACAACGUGAUCCGCAAAUAUGCCAAGAGGAUCACCGAGUGGCCGCCGUUCGAGUAUAUGAUCCUGGCUACAAUUAUAGCUAAUUGUAUUGUUCUGGCUUUGGAGCAACAUUUACCAGAUGGAGACAAGACGCCCAUGUCGGAGAGGCUGGACGACACUGAGCCAUACUUUAUUGGGAUAUUUUGCUUUGAAGCGGGCAUCAAAAUCAUUGCGCUGGGGUUUGUUUUUCACAAGGGCUCUUAUCUCCGCAACGGCUGGAACGUGAUGGAUUUUGUGGUCGUCCUUACCGGGAUUCUUGCUACAGCUGGGACCCAGUUUGACCUACGGACGCUGAGAGCUGUCAGAGUAUUGCGGCCGCUGAAGCUCGUCUCUGGAAUCCCCAGUUUACAGGUUGUCCUCAAAUCGAUCAUGAAGGCAAUGGUGCCGCUUCUCCAGAUCGGGCUCCUCCUCUUCUUCGCCAUUGUGAUGUUUGCCAUCAUUGGACUGGAGUUCUACAUGGGCAAGUUCCACAAAGCCUGCUUCUCCAACGAAACGGGGGAAAGGGUGGGAGAUUUUCCAUGUGGAGAGGAGAAGCCGGCCAGACUGUGCGAAGAAGGAACGUGCAAAAAAUACUGGGAAGGUCCCAACUUUGGAAUUACCAACUUCGACAAUAUCCUGUUUGCUGUGCUCACCGUCUUCCAGUGCAUCACGAUGGAGGGAUGGACAGACAUCCUCUACAAUACCAACGACGCUGCAGGGAAUAUGUGGAACUGGCUUUACUUCAUCCCACUCAUCAUCAUUGGUUCCUUCUUCAUGCUCAACCUGGUGCUUGGCGUCUUGUCAGGUGAGUUCGCCAAAGAACGAGAAAGAGUUGAAAACCGCCGGGCCUUCCUCAAACUCCGGCGACAGCAGCAGAUUGAAAGGGAACUCAAUGGCUACUUGGAGUGGAUCUUUAAGGCAGAGGAAGUAAUGUUAGCAGAGGAAGACAAGAAUGCCGAAGAGAAGUCCCCCCUGGAUGGGAGGGCCACUUCUGAAGGCCCAAUACUGCGAGGCACGGCAACGGUGGAGAUUAGCAGCGGCGGCAGCUGUAACAUAUUGAAAAGAGCAACAAUCAAGAAGAGCAAAAAUGACCUAAUCCACGCGGAAGAGGGAGAGGACCACUUCACGGAUGUUUGCUCUGUUGGGUCUCCGUUUGCCCGGGCCAGUCUGAAGAGUGGCAAAAAUGAGAGCUCCUCCUACUUCCGUAGGAAAGAAAAGAUGUUUCGGUUCUUCAUCCGGCGCAUGGUGAAAGCUCAGAGCUUCUACUGGAUGGUCCUCUGUGUGGUGGCGCUCAAUACCAUGUGUGUCGCCAUUGUGCAUUACGACCAGCCAGAGGGGCUCACCACUGCACUGUAUUUUGCUGAGUUUGUUUUCCUUGGCUUAUUCCUCACUGAGAUGUCCCUGAAGAUGUACGGCUUGGGCCCAAGGAACUAUUUCCACUCCUCCUUCAAUUGCUUUGACUUUGGGGUGAUUGUGGGGAGCAUCUUUGAAGUCAUCUGGGCUGCAGUGAAGCCUGGCACCUCCUUUGGCAUCAGUGUGUUGAGAGCCCUUCGGUUGUUGAGGAUUUUCAAAGUCACCAAGUACUGGAACUCCUUAAGAAACCUUGUGGUCUCCUUGCUGAAUUCCAUGAAGUCCAUCAUCAGCUUGCUGUUCCUCCUCUUUCUCUUCAUCGUUGUGUUUGCUCUGCUGGGGAUGCAGCUCUUUGGAGGACAGUUUCAUUUUAAUGAUGAAACACCAACCACCAACUUUGAUACCUUCCCCACCGCCAUCCUUACUGUGUUUCAGAUUCUGACCGGAGAGGACUGGAACGCAGUGAUGUACCAGGGGAUUGAAUCCCAAGGGGGCGUCCACUCCGGGAUGUUCUCCUCGGUCUACUUCAUUGUCCUGACGCUGUUUGGUAACUACACGCUCCUGAACGUCUUCUUGGCCAUUGCGGUGGACAACCUUGCCAACGCACAAGAGCUGACCAAGGAUGAAGAGGAAAUGGAAGAAGCUACCAACCAAAAACUCGCCCUGCAGAAGGCCAAGGAGGUAGCAGACGUUAGUCCUCUGUCGGCAGCUAACAUUUCCAUAGCAGCUUUUGUAAAGCAAACUCGAGGUACUGUAUCUCGCAGCUCGUCGGUCUCCAGCGUAAAUUCACCCAAACAGCAGAAUGCCUCCAAGUCAAAAUCCGUGUGGGAGCAGAGGACCAGCCAGAUCCGAAUGCACAAUUUCCGGACCAGCUGUGAAGCCUUGUACAGUGAGCUGGACCCAGAGGAAAGAGUGCGCUACGCCACCAACCUCCACAUCCGUCCCGAUAUGAAAACUCACUUGGAUCGUCCCUUGGUGGUUGAGCCCAGGACCAAUGGGCGCAACAACAACGUCAACAAGCUAAGUCCCGGUGAUGUGCAAGAGGUAGCGGAGCCGGCAAAAGUGACUCCAACCGAAGGCACAGAAGGUGUAAGGAAACAUCACCGGCACCGGGAGAAAGACAAAACCGGAGAGCAGGAAAAGAGCAGCGCGGCCAAGGAGGAGAAUGGGGAAACCACCACAAACCAUAAAGAGGAGCGGCAUCGGCCUCACAGGAGCCGCAGCAAAGAAGGUGACGGUGGAGGGAAGGACGGGAAAAGUGAGCGCAACCGGAGCCAAGAAGGAGGAAGGCGCCAUCAUCGGCGUGGCUCAGUGGAAGAAGGAGCUGAGCGGGAACACAGGCGCCACCGGGGUCACCGGCAUUCGGCUGAGCGGCAAGCCAAAGAAGGCAAUGGAGAUGUCAACGGUGCCAAGACGGAGCGCCGUUCCCGGCACCGAGGAGGGUCCAGACCUGGGAACCGGGAAGGGGAUCCAGGCUCCAAAGGAGAAGGAGGGGAAGAACCCCACAGACGGCACCGAAUGCGGCAAAAGGCACUCUCAACCUACGAGUCGAUGGACAAGGAGAAUGGGGAGAAGGAAGGCGAGGCGGGAGACAAAGAGCUGAGGAAUCACCAGCCAAGGGAAGGUCAAUGUGAGACGGAGGUUGGUGGCAGUGUGACCAUGGCUCCUCUACACACCUUGCCCAGCACUUGCUUGCAGAGGGUGCCUGAGCAGCCAGAAGAUGCUGACAACCAGAAGAACGUCACCCGCAUGGGCCAGCCGUCUCUGGAGAAACCGACCACUGUGAACAUCCCCGUCACUGUCACAGCCCCUCCUGGGGAUGUUGCCGUCAUCCCAAUGAACAACGUUGAAUUUGAGACUAAAACGGAAGAGAAGAAAGACAUGGAUGCGGACAAUGACUUGACGGAAAAUGGACCAAAGCCAAUCUUGCCUUAUAGUUCCAUGUUCGUCUUAAGUCCUACCAACCCAAUCCGGCGCUUGUGCCAUUACAUCGUGAACAUGCGCUACUUUGAGAUGGUCAUCCUCAUUGUCAUAGCACUCAGCAGCAUUGCAUUGGCGGCCGAAGACCCCGUCCAAGCGGAGUCACCAAGAAAUGAGGCCCUCAAGUACUUGGAUUACAUAUUUACAGGUGUUUUUACAUUUGAGAUGGUGAUAAAGAUGAUUGACCUGGGGCUCAUUCUCCAUCCGGGUUCCUACUUCCGCGACCUCUGGAACAUCCUGGAUUUUAUUGUGGUCAGUGGGGCUCUUGUUGCCUUCGCCUUUUCGAGUUUCAUGGGAGGUAACAAAGGGAAAGAUAUCAACACCAUCAAGUCCCUGAGAGUGCUGAGGGUCCUUCGGCCCCUGAAGACCAUCAAGCGCUUGCCGAAAUUAAAGGCUGUCUUUGACUGCGUGGUGAAUUCCCUGAAGAACGUCCUCAACAUCCUCAUUGUUUACAUGCUCUUCAUGUUCAUCUUUGCCGUCAUUGCUGUGCAGCUCUUCAAGGGACGCUUCUUCUACUGCACGGAUGAAUCCAAAGAUCUGCAAAAAGAUUGCAGGGGUCAAUAUCUAGCUUAUGAUAAGGAUGAGGUGGAAGCACAGCCCAGGCAAUGGAAGAAAUAUGAAUUCCACUAUGACAAUGUCCUAUGGGCUUUGUUGACCCUGUUCACUGUCUCCACAGGAGAGGGCUGGCCGACUGUUCUGAAACAUUCUGUCGAUGCCACCUACGAGAACCAAGGCCCGAGUCCUGGGUACCGAAUGGAGAUGUCCAUUUUCUACGUGGUGUAUUUUGUCGUCUUCCCCUUCUUCUUUGUGAACAUCUUUGUCGCCUUGAUCAUCAUCACCUUCCAGGAGCAGGGGGACAAAGUGAUGUCGGAAUGUAGCCUUGAGAAAAAUGAGAGAGCCUGUAUUGACUUUGCCAUAAGUGCCAAGCCCUUGACCCGCUACAUGCCUCAAAACAAGCAAUCCUUCCAGUACAAGAUGUGGAAGUUUGUGGUCUCUCCUCCUUUUGAAUACUUUAUCAUGGUCAUGAUCGCCCUCAACACCAUUGUGCUCAUGAUGAAGUUCUACGGUGCCCCGGAGCCCUACGAAAACAUGCUGAAAUGCCUCAACAUUGUCUUUACAUCCAUGUUUUCACUGGAAUGUGUGUUGAAGAUUAUUGCCUUUGGCGCACUGAACUAUUUCCGUGAUGCCUGGAACAUCUUUGAUUUUGUCACAGUCUUGGGAAGUAUUACUGAUAUUUUAGUAACAGAGAUUGCGGACACGGACAAUUUCAUCAACCUCAGCUUCCUCCGACUCUUCCGGGCGGCGAGACUCAUCAAACUUCUCCGCCAGGGCUACACCAUUCGGAUUCUGCUCUGGACCUUUGUCCAGUCUUUCAAGGCCUUGCCGUACGUCUGUCUCCUCAUUGCCAUGCUCUUCUUCAUUUACGCUAUCAUUGGGAUGCAGGUGUUCGGAAACAUUGCGUUGGAUGAUGACAGCUCCAUCAAUCGGCACAACAACUUCCAAACCUUUUUGCAGGCCUUGAUGCUUCUUUUCCGGAGUGCCACCGGAGAAGCCUGGCAUGAAAUCAUGCUGGCAUGCCUAAGCAACCAGGCCUGUGACAAGCUCUCCAACCUCAACAAAAACGAAUGUGGCAGUGACUUUGCCUAUUUUUACUUUGUCUCCUUCAUCUUCCUCUGCUCCUUUCUGAUGUUGAACCUGUUUGUGGCUGUUAUCAUGGACAACUUUGAGUACUUGACACGAGACUCUUCCAUCCUAGGACCCCACCAUCUGGAUGAGUUUGUUCGCGUGUGGGCCGAGUAUGACCCAGCUGCCUGUGGGCGCAUCAGUUACACAGACAUGUACGAGAUGCUGAGACACAUGUCUCCACCACUUGGACUGGGAAAGAAAUGCCCAGCUCGGGUAGCCUAUAAGCGUUUGGUACGAAUGAACAUGCCAAUUUCAAACGAUGACUUAAGUGUCCACUUCACAUCCACACUGAUGGCGUUGAUCCGGACAGCUUUGGAAAUCAAACUCGCAUCAGGAAUCCUGCAGCACCAGUGUGAUGCUGAGUUAAGGAAGGAGAUCUCCCUUGUGUGGCCUAAUCUGUCCGCAAAGACCUUGGAUCUCUUGGUCCCACCUCAUAAACCAGAAGCAAUGACCGUGGGGAAAGUCUAUGCAGCCCUCAUGAUCUUUGACUUUUAUAAGCAGAGUAAAAACACGCGGGAUCCUUCUCAUCCAGCCGCUGGAGGUCGUCGCCAGACCGGGACAGUGUCUCUCUUCCACCCAUUGAAAGCAGCCCUUGAACAAAGUCAACCAUCAGUAUUCCCCAAUGCUUUCCUGCGACAAAAGAGCUCUGCUUCGCUAAACAACGGAGGUGCCUUGCCAACGCCGGUGGUUGGAGGCAUCAAGGAAUCUGUUUCGUGGGGUACUCAGCGGACUCAGGAUGUGUUUUAUGAAACAAGGACACCAGCUUUUGAGCGCGGCCGCUCAGAGGAAAUCCCCAUUCAGCAGAAAAGCAAACAGGGAGUCGAAAUGCAAGAGAUCAGCCCAACCCUGGCCAACGGUGAGCAUCAGCCUGGCCUGGAGAGCCAAGGGCGAGCAGCUUCCAUGCCACGCCUGGCGGCUGAAACUCAGCCCAUUCCGGACACGAGUCCCAUGAAACGUUCCAUCUCCACGUUGAACCCACAGCGUCCCCAUGCUACGCACCUCUAUGAACAUUCCCGACCAGCUGAGCACACCCAUCACCAUCACCACCAUCGCUGCCACCGAAGGAAAGUGAGAAAAGAGAAGUCGGUGGACAAACCACCCAACCACUUGGCUGAUGGUGAUGCUCCAGGUGAGACUGCAUCCAAAGCCAAGAAACAGGAGCGGGGCCGGUCCCAAGAACGGAAGCUUCACUCCUCCUCUUCCUCUGAAAAGCAGCGCUUCUACUCCUGUGAUCGAUAUGGGAGUCGAGAACAUUCUCAGCCCAAGCCAUCAGACCGCAGUAGGCCAACCUCCCCCAAUGGCGGGCAGGAGCAUGGGACACAGAAACAGGGCAGUGGUUCAGUUAACGGGAGCCCCUUGCUGUCGACCUCUGGUGCUAGCACCCCAUGCCGCGGCCGGAGGCAGCUGCCACAGACGCCGCUGACCCCGCGUCCCAGCAUCACGUACAAGACCGCCAACUCUUCGCCGGUGCACUUCUCGGGUUUCCAGACUGGCCUGAUGACCUUCUCCCCGGGACGCCUGAGCCGGGGUCUUUCUGAGCACAAUGCUUUGCUGCAUGGCGACUCCCAGGGCCCCUCGCAGACCCUGGUGGCACGGAUCGGUUCAGACCCUUACCUGGGCCACCGGGAGGACAGUGACAGUCCGUACCAUGUUGUGCCUGAGGACACGCUCACGUUUGAGGAGGCCCUUGCGACGAAUUCAGGAAGGUCAUCCAGGACAUCUUAUGUCUCCUCGCUGACGUCCCAAUCCCAUCAAAUCCGUAGAGUCCCCAAUGGAUACCACUAUACCUUGGGCCUCAGUGGUGGCCCUGGGACAAGCACCAGAGCCCGUAGCUAUUACCAUGAGCGAGACGAAGAUGAUUGGUGCUAGCAGGAAAAAACCAGGUCCACGCACACUGGGAAUUGAUGAGUUUUAUCAUCCAGGAAGUUCCGUGUUUGUGCUCGCACGCAUGUUCGGCCCCGUGGCAUCUGGGCUGGAGGGGAAAAGAGGCGGUGAGGAGUAUCUCCUUGUGGAACAUCCACACGCACCGAGACAACUGCCCCACGUGCAUCUACAAAACCAUGGGAGAUGACACCUGCCUCUCUGGUUGUGUCUCAUUGCUUCUCUUGCACUAGAGAGCUCUUGAUCAAAUUUGAUGAGGAAAGUCCAUUCUUUGGAAGGCUGGGGUGGGAGAAGCUGGCUUCCACUUCGCUCCUUAUUGCCUCAUUGAGGUUAAACAUCCAUCUCCCGCCUAACCCACCCAGGUGACAAUAAUGUCCUGUAAGCAAAGAGGCAAGAGGAAGGAAGCCCAAACUUGGUUCUGUUGAUCUUUCUAGGACUGGAACAUCUGCACAGUUGGGGGCGGUCAGGUGGGAAGGAAAAGACCCUUGUAUACAAACUCCAGCAGAUGGUUUCUCUUAUCCACUUUUUUUAAAGCAGGGAAUUUGCCCAGCUGGAUACUUGGGCUUCUUCUUUGUUCACCACCGUCCUUUCCAACAGAGCCAGUAACACAACCUUCCAGCCAACAAAAAAGCACCAAGUUGCCAUCCGUGAUCCAUUGGAUUCAUCUGUUUUGUUCUCAUGUUUAGCUGGUCUUUGAUGUCAACAUUUUGGGAAGACCCCAAAGGAGAGUAGUUUGGGGGGAGGGGGCAAGGACAGCUUCCGAACUGCGGCUCCCGUUGCUAACUGAGUUGUCUCUGUAUGGACGCAAGAUGACACUUUGACCAUUUCAUCUUGUUUACAAAUCCGCGUUUGUGCGAGGAUGAGAGGGGGAGAAAUACACGAGCGGGGAAACAGGGGAGGGGCAGGCGAAGGAAAAUGUACCUUUGGUUUUUCUAUUGAGCUGUUAGAUAAACUUUGACUUUUCAUGGUGUGCAUUCUUUUUGGUAAACUGUACAGUAAAAGAACAAAAUUACAAAGAGUCCUCCACUGUAGAGAGCUAGUCCAAUGGUCAUUCCAGCCCCACCAUUCUUUUUUCUUACCGAAGGCGCCAGUUCUUCACUUCUUAAGUGCCUAACCUUGGGAAUCUCUCACAAGUGACGAUGCAAUCUCAUGUUUGGGGAGCAUCAGGAGGGCAUGAGAGUGUGGGGCAGGGAAGAUUGCCCUUCACAUCGUGGGGCGGAGAAGGUGUUUGGAAGGGCUCUGAGCUCGCUUUUUGAGCUGAGUGGAUCUUUCUGCCUUGCCAGGUUGGAGAGCUAUCAGCAGGAAAAGCCAAAGGGCUGAAAUAUGGGAAUAAUUACAAAGGUUCAGGUCAAACAGCUGGCUGUAGGGCUCACGCUUUUGCAAGAAAAUGGGAUCUUUUUGCUCUGUGUAAAUCUUAGCUUUAAUACAGGUGCACCAAACACCUGUCUCGGCAUGCUGUUUACGUCAAGAGCGACCGGAGGGACUCUUGCAACUCUUUGGAAGAGGCAAGGUAGAAAAAGAAGGGAAACCUAAUUCCGAUUCUCAGGGAUGAGAUUUCUAUUUUGGUUCUGUUUCUCUUUUUUUCUUUUGUCUCUGUGCGUGUGCGUGUGUGUGUGUGUGCAUGCAUGUUUCUGCCGUGUGCGUUGGCUGUUUUCUUUUGUGUAUGUGUGUAUUUAUGUAUGUGCACAUGUUCGUGACAAGCCUGGGGAAAAUAUUAGUAGUGAACAAAGAUGUCCAGAGGCCUCUCCCACCAGCAUGGGUACAGCUGCAACUGGAAAGAGCUGGUAGAAUGAUGUUUGGAGACUGGAUGGAGGAGAGAGACAGUAGUGACCAAAUGAACAUGGAGGGAAGGGAAGUAGUGAGGAGAUGUGACUACUUGUAAGAUGACAGUGGGCCCUCCACAUUUGUUGGAGAACAUCUCUCUAGGUCCUGAAGUUGACCAUAGAAUCAUUCUGGAGGACCUACAGAUGCCUAGAGAAGUGUU
Messenger RNA from Sceloporus undulatus (fence lizard), 9071 nucleotides. RefSeq names its product voltage-dependent N-type calcium channel subunit alpha-1B-like. NCBI's taxonomy places the organism in Eukaryota, Metazoa, Chordata, Lepidosauria, Squamata, Phrynosomatidae. The transcript has 50 exons. Gene Ontology annotation, molecular function: high voltage-gated calcium channel activity; calcium ion binding. Gene Ontology annotation, biological process: chemical synaptic transmission; calcium ion import across plasma membrane. Gene Ontology annotation, cellular component: neuronal cell body; voltage-gated calcium channel complex; membrane. Bases 62 to 7075 code for a protein of 2337 amino acids. The record is from RefSeq and is a predicted model, not a curated record.